AUGAGCAAGGUCAAAGCACCAAAAUCGAAGGGCAUACCGAACAAGCACCUGCAUGCCCGCUCUACUUUUCUCUAUCAGGCAGCCACAUACCUGACUCUGCGAACGGCCACCCAAGACGAUAUUACGAUUGAUGUCGCACAAGACAAAGAAAGUGGCUCUCACGAUGUGUUCGAGACCCAGCGACGUUCACCGCUCGCACUCGAGCUUGGAUCUGAUCUCCAGCAAGUAUCGCGAAAAGGUCAGCUACGACUCGCUAUCGACUUGAAGCGAUCCAUGUGCAAAAGUUGCAACACCGUUCUCGUUCCUGGACACACUGUUGUUCAGACCAUCGAAAACCCUAGCAAAGGUGGCAAGAAGCCCUGGGCAGAUGUGCUUGUCGUUGCUUGCCUUGUCUGUGGCGGCAAGAAGAGAUUUCCAGUAGGCGCAACGAAACAACUUAAGAAGGUUAAAAGGAGGACCACUCAUACAACGUCGUUGUCGAAAACUGCUUCAGAGGAUGACCGACGCUCAGACACUACCUUUGUAACGGGUACUAACUGA
This is a messenger RNA of Alternaria atra, 540 nucleotides long. RefSeq lists its product as uncharacterized. NCBI's taxonomy places the organism in Eukaryota, Fungi, Ascomycota, Dothideomycetes, Pleosporales, Pleosporaceae. The transcript has a single exon. The record is from RefSeq and is a predicted model, not a curated record. The coding region runs from base 1 to 540 and encodes 179 amino acids. Gene Ontology annotation, biological process: tRNA processing. Gene Ontology annotation, cellular component: nucleolar ribonuclease P complex.